Messenger RNA from Dipodomys ordii (Ord's kangaroo rat), 6780 nucleotides. RefSeq names its product TNF receptor-associated factor 3 (gene Traf3). Gene Ontology annotation, biological process: Toll signaling pathway; innate immune response; protein K63-linked ubiquitination. Gene Ontology annotation, molecular function: tumor necrosis factor receptor binding; zinc ion binding. The record is from RefSeq and is a predicted model, not a curated record. Lineage: Eukaryota; Metazoa; Chordata; Mammalia; Rodentia; Heteromyidae. The transcript is spliced from 12 exons. Bases 264 to 2039 code for a protein of 591 amino acids. Gene Ontology annotation, cellular component: plasma membrane signaling receptor complex.
GAAACUGAGGCCCAAAGAAGUUAUGCCACUUGGUUAAGAUCCCAAAGCAAGUCAGAACCAGAUUUAGGAUCAGAAACCUGGCUCCUGGCUCUCUAGUCUCCUGAGGAUCACUUUCCUGACAGACAAGGUAAGGGACACCACUCCAGUUGAAGAGGGGCAAGAUUUCACAGCUGCUUCUUGCUUGUGGAGAUUCAGUUCCUCCUUGAUCACUGUUCCCUAGAUCUCCGUGGAGCCUAUGACACACAGAAUUUUAUUUUCCAAAAAUGGAAUCGAGUAAAAAGAUGGAGUCUGCUGGCGCCCUGCACCCCAACCCACCACUGAAGCUGCAGUCUGACCGUGGCACCGGAGCUGUGUUUGUCCCGGACCAGGGAGGCUACAAGGAGAAGUUUGUGAAGACAGUGGAGGACAAGUACAAAUGUGAGAAGUGCCGCCUGGUGCUGUGCAACCCCAAGCAGACCGAGUGUGGACACCGGUUCUGUGAGAGCUGCAUGGCCGCCCUGCUCAGCAUGUGCUGUGAGCUGCUUAGCUCUGACUCCUGUGUCUCCAGCGUGUGCUGUGAACUGAUUAGCUCUGACUCCUGUGUCUCCAGCAUGUCUGAGAGCUGCUUAGCUCUGACUCCUGUGUCUCCAGUGUUUAAGGAUAACUGCUGCAAGAGAGAAAUUCUGGCCCUUCAGAUCUAUUGUCGGAAUGAAAGCAAAGGUUGUGCAGAGCAGUUAAUGCUGGGACAUCUGCUGGUGCACCUAAAAAAUGAGUGCCAGUUUGAGGAGCUUCCCUGCGUGCGUGCAGCCUGCAAAGAAAAAGUACAGAGGAAGGACCUGCGUGAUCAUGUGGAGAAGGCCUGUAAAUACCGGGAGGCCACGUGUAAUCACUGCAAGAGCCAAGUCCCAAUGAUCACGCUGCAGAAACACGAAGACACGGAGUGUCCUUGUGUGGUAGUGUCCUGCCCUCACAAGUGCAGCGUGCAGACCCUGCUGAGGAGCGAGUUGAGUGCACACUUGUCAGAGUGUGUCAAUGCCCCCAGCACGUGUAGUUUUAAGCGCUAUGGCUGCGUUUUUCAGGGGACGAACCAGCAGAUCAAGGCGCACGAGGCCAGCUCUGCAGUGCAGCAUGUCAACCUGCUGAAGGAGUGGAGCAGCUCCCUGGAGAAGAAGGUUUCCUUGUUGCAGAAUGAAAGUGUAGAAAAAAACAAGAGCAUACAAAGUUUGCACAAUCAAAUAUGUAGCUUUGAAAUUGAAAUCGAGAGACAAAAGGAAAUGUUGCGAAAUAAUGAAUCCAAAAUACUUCAUUUACAGCGAGUAAUAGACAGCCAAGCGGAGAAACUGAAAGAGCUCGACAAGGAGAUCCGACCCUUCCGGCAGAACUGGGAGGAAGCAGACAGCAUGAAGAGCAGCGUGGAGUCUCUCCAGAACCGUGUGACCGAGCUGGAGAGUGUGGACAAAAGUGCGGGGCAGGCGGCGCGAAACACAGGCUUGCUGGAGUCCCAGCUGAGCAGGCAUGACCAGAUGCUGAGUGUUCAUGACAUCCGCCUGGCCGACAUGGACCUUCGGUUCCAGGUGCUGGAGACCGCCAGCUACAACGGCGUGCUGAUCUGGAAGAUCCGGGAUUAUAAGCGCCGGAAGCAGGAGGCCGUCAUGGGGAAGACCCUGUCUCUCUACAGCCAGCCCUUCUACACUGGCUACUUUGGCUAUAAGAUGUGUGCCCGGGUCUACCUGAACGGGGAUGGGAUGGGGAAAGGGACACAUCUGUCACUCUUCUUUGUCAUCAUGCGUGGAGAAUAUGAUGCUUUGCUACCGUGGCCAUUUAAGCAGAAAGUGACGCUCAUGUUGAUGGAUCAGGGCUCCUCCCGGCGUCACCUGGGUGAUGCGUUCAAACCCGACCCCAACAGCAGCAGCUUCAAGAAGCCCACCGGAGAGAUGAACAUCGCCUCCGGCUGCCCCGUCUUUGUGGCCCAAACUGUUCUAGAAAACGGGACGUAUAUUAAAGAUGAUACAAUUUUUAUUAAAGUCAUAGUGGAUACUUCGGACCUGCCUGACCCCUGACAGCGGCCGGAGGCGGAUUUCGCAGAAGGUAACUCCUCUGGGGGGCUUGCACCGGUCUGUCUUCACUGAGGUCCUCGCGCUCAGGAAAGGAUCUUGUAGAAAAGAGGAAGCGGCAGGAGGAGGAUGUGCGGCCAGCGGGAGGCGCCACACGUGAAAACAGACCCCGAUAUGUUUCUAAUAGACUCAGCCACACUCCACUCUGAAGAAUUACUUACCUUCAGCAAGAUAAAUAUUGCUGUCAGAGAAGUUCCAUUUUCAUUUCUAAAGAUCUAGUUAAUUAAGGUGGAAAACAUAUAUGCUAAACAAAAGAAACGUGAUUUUUCUUCCUUAAACUUGAACAUCAAACAAAGAAAAUACACAUGGGGGUGGCUGGGCCCGUCAGCAUGUCAAGUAAAAGGAGAUUUUACAAAAUAAUAACACAGUUCUGAUAUAUUCAUUCUAAGAUUCAGAGUGCAAUCUUGUUUCAAAUAGAGUAUAUUGUCUAUUUUUCAGGCCUCAUCUGGUCUCCAUUUUAAUAAUUUGCUUGUCAGAAGACCCUGACGUACACCCAGGUCUUUGUUUUUUUUAAGUUUCUAAAUUCAGAAAUCAUUUUUUAAUUUAAAGUUCUACAGAUAAUUGUUACUGCAAACAUUUUAUUUGAAAACGUUGAAGGACUGAUAUUUCUUGGAAGAAAAUGUAAACUAUCAAACACUGGUUAUCACUUGUGAUAGGAAAGAGAAUAUUCAACCUGUUGUUAUUUCUCGUUAGAAAUGUAAACCUUCAAUAUCUGUCGUAGUUAAUGACACUACUUCAAAAUUAUUAUGAAAGGAACAUUGCUCAUGGAUGCUGUGCAUCAUUUUCAGACUUAUAAUUGUUUUCACCCUAAAAUAGGGCGUUAGUUGAACUUUGGAGUUCUAAACAAAAUCCUGUAGGUUUUUAAAAUUCUGCCCCACGUUUAGACGAGCUCUGUUGCUGACCGCACAGGCCUCCCGCGUCCAGUGCCGGGUGGGGGCGGGGGCUGUGCUGCAGGGGCCCGGCUGGUGUUGCUUCGUUCUGUCGUGCUGCUGCGUUUGCUCAGUGAUCUCUGAAAGCGACGGCUUAGCUUAGAGAUGGUGGCGUACGGUACAUGUGCCUUAGUUGUGACAUGCUGCUUUUUGCCCCGGGUGGGUUUGUGUUCAGCGUGAUUGUCAAAAGUGAUAGCUUCCGCAGACUCUCUCUCCACGGCUAGAUCUUUGUGUCCACGAGGGCCCUCAGCAACUCCAUACCUUCCGGGGGAAGCCAAGCUCCAUCCACAGCUCCUCGAGUCUUCACUGCUUAAUUACCACAGAUUCCAAACUCUCGGCCCCACUCCCAAGGAGGCUGGUGUGAGAAGCCGCGCCUCUCCGCGUCCCCACCCAGGCCCUGGGAGCCCGCCCAGCCCAAAGCAGAACCCCGAGCACUCCGGGGGACCGCGCUCUGGAGUCAUGCCUGGGCUGGCUGCUGCACAGCCCUCGCCACCCGGUCGGGAGCGGUGCCAGGCGGACGGCGCAGCCCGCGCCUGCGCCAGGCGGCGUUGUCACCUCCCUGUCGCCGCCUCUCGCGUGUCCACCUGUGACUGGAAGCCUGGAGCCCUGCCCCUGUGCCCCUUUCGCUAUGCACCACACACCAUGGUGCUCUUACACUGACGGGUGCUACACGUGACGGGUGCUUCUUAGGCAAAACCAAUGUGUGCGAACACCACAUCUGUGCACUUGCCCAAAAGGCGCGCCCACCAUUGGCCAGCUGGGCCGCGUGCUCCCGACUGCCUGCCUCUGGGCUCGCCCGUGGUCGCGCGGGGACUGCUGGGUUGGUGCCCCGGUGGCCCAUCUUGUCUCUGGUGCUGCCAUCUGUCCUGGGUGUGCCUUUGCCCCAGUGCCUGCUGGAAGUGCCCUCCUCGCACACUCAUCCCGCGCUUCCAUCCGCCGCCUCUUUGGUUCCAUGCCCCUCCAUGUUGAAACCCUGCUCCGCGCCCUGCUUGUCCAGGCGCUCUCCUGGGACGGCCGAGGGCUAGAUCCGCGCCCUGGCUCAGAACAAAGGGACUCGAGCGGAAGCUGCCGAGUUCACUGCCCAGCACCGGCAGCCCUGGCUCCUGGCUGGCCCUGGCUCCGCCCCAGGGAUGGAUGGAGGCCCCGGAAAGCCCACACCCCGGGCUCUGCAGCCAGGGCCGGCAGCGGCAUGCCCGCGGCCUGUUCAUUCAACAAGUCAUCCAGUCCCCGGAGACACGUGGCCGGGGAGGGCGGGGGCAGCGGCAGACCCCGGCGGGGUGCGGCCUGGGUGUGCUGGUACUUCCCCUCUCCUGGGACUUUGCCAAGGGGUCUCCUGGGGAUGUGGUGUGCUCCCCUCCCCCCCACCUUGCCCCAACGCCCAUAUGAAAGCUGGGGUACACUGUCCCGAGAUGAGGGUAGGCUCUUUGCAGCCAUCUUUCGUGUGACCUGGUAACAGUGCAACAGUGGGGCGCCGUGUGUCUGCCCGGCACGCGCGCUCGCGUUUGUCACGGCCCUGCUAGAACACCGUUCCGGGAGGUGCUGGACACGUCCUGCCGUGUGCUUGUGCUGCUCACCCCCAUAUUCCUCAGUGCCCCUUUGGUGCUUGCAGCCUGGGCCGUUUUGGGGCUUGGAUGCCCGUGCGGCUGGCGCCCGGCAGCAGGUCCGGCGGCGGCAGGGCGCCCUCUGCCUGCACAGGGCCUCGGCUCCAGAGAGCAGAGCGCGGGUCCUCAUGUGUGUCUGGGUGUUGGCUUUUAUGUACAGGGACACGACUGUUUACCUUUUGAAGAAACUAAGUCUUUGGCUCUGAGGGAAAGGGACUCAGCUUGCUGUUUCUGCUGGCCCAGAGGCCCCGCCCCUGGCACAAGAGAGGCUGAGAGUGAAGGCCUUCCCAGCAAGGCCAGGUGCUCAGGGGUGCGGUAGAGGUGUUGGGGGCCGUGGCUGGGCGUCCUUUGGCUCUUAGAGACCAGACAGAGCCCGCUGGAGGUGGCUUUGGGAUGGGGGGGCGGGCGAUGCAGUGAGUCUGAGUGGAAGGCGGGCAGCCCCACCCCCACCCCCAGCUCCCAGGAGCCCGGACUAAGCCUGGGCACACUGACACGUGCCCCGUGCAGACCAGCAGAGGAUGCGGAGAGGCUCCCGUCUUGGUCUUGGUCCCUUUCCUCUCCAGAGCAGCUCUGCCUGGACAGCACCAUGGCCCUGUGCUCCCAAACCGGCCAAAAAGGGGCCCUGGCUCGGCGGUGGCGUCACGCCUCUCCCUUCUCUGCCCAUCCCGGUUUCCUCGUGGGGAGGCGGGGCUCCGACCUGCUGGGGGUCACCAGGGCCUGCACACCCCCACCCUCGGACAUUCCUGCUGCACCGGCUUCCCUGUGGUGCCACGCCAUCGCCAGAUGCCCGCCAUCCCGGCUUGUCAUUACCAACACUCCUUCCUUUGACGCUGGCAGCGCCGACGGUCAGUGCAGGCCCCAGCAGCGAGCAGGUCGCACCCAGAAAAGGAUCGGGUGCUAGGGCAGGCCUCAGCAGCGUGCGAUCCCGUCCCGGCUCAGGCCUCCGCCACAGCCACGGGUCAGUGGCAGACUCUGGCGCCACAGGGAAGCCUCUGCCGGGCAGCCACGCACGCGCACGCGGGAGCGCCCCACAGAGCUCCAGAUGCUGCUUUUUUUCUUUACUUUCAGUCCAGAUUUUCACUUGGAGGCUGCGAGGCCCGGGCCUCUGCAUUUGAGGGAGGCCUGAACCCACACCCACUUCUCGGCCCAAGACCAUGGUUCUGUCUUCCGUGUGCAAAUCAUAGUUUUGUUUUCUUCCCAGAGUAACCCGUGUCCAUGAGGGGUGUCGGUGAGGUCGGGGUUGCAGGCGGGCCGGGCGUCCGGCCAUGGCGCUGCCUGGCAGACCACCGUGGCCCCUGAGGUGUCACCGCUUAUUGAAGUGUGCCUUGGACGCCAGGCAGGUGGGCAGAGUGUGACCCGCAGGGAGGUCAGUUGGGGGGGGGGUGCAGCCCCUCCCACUCGCCCCGCGUCUGGAGUCUGUCUUGUGAGCUCAGCGUGAGAAAGGGUUUGGAGUCCAAGGUUAAGGGUCCAGAGUCCCUGCGCCACUCGUGUAGGAGCGGCGUGUGGUUUUAUACCUUAGUCCCCUUAGACAAGUAAGACAACCUUCACGAGCAAACUAAACAACUUAAUUGGAAACCCCAAAGCCGGCCUUAUUUCGAAGGAUUUCCAUAAGAAACACCUAGAACCUCUGUGAUGAAGGAAGUGUGGAAGUCACGUAGACUGUGGUACGUUUCUAGAAUUGCAUUCUGUUCUCUGACGGUACACCUCUUACGUUCAGUUCUAUUACCCAAAAACACGAAGACCAAAGAAGGCCAAUCUCUCAUUUGACUGUAUUUUUAAUCUGCCUGUUUUACAAAUUGCCGUCUGUAGUAGCGGCUCGCUGUGAGGACCCAUCUUGACAGUCCAAGUGAUCGUGACCAGUGACUCGAGUCCUGCGUUCCUCUGCUCUUCUAAGAAAACAAGGAUGGUGUGAGUUAUUGCUCAGCAAUAAUUGUUGUUACUAGGAGUUAGCAACAUAUCUGAUUCCUGAAGCAUUAUUAUGUUCCAUACUUUUGUUUACUGUACAAUGUGUGUGGUUUUAUUUGGUAUUUAUUUGUUUUGAGGUCUUGCGAUGUUUUUGUUUCCGAUGCUAAUAACUAAAGUUUGUAAGACUGUAGAAUGCGAAACUUUGAAAUGCUAAACUGUCUUAUUAGAAGAAAAUAAAUCUGAUUAAGAAUC